UAUUAGGAAAAAAUUCUUCACUGAAAGAGUGAUUGGUCACUAGGAUUGUCUUCUCAGAGAGGUAGUGGAGUAAUCAUCCUUGGGCAUGUUUUUAAAAAGACAGGACAUGGCACUCAGCACCAUGAUUUAGCUGAUGAGGAAGUGUUAGGUCAUAGGUUGGAAUAGAUGAUCUCAAAGGCCUUUUCCAACCUAGUUCAUUCUGUGAUACUGUGCUAUAAUUCCAGCCAAUUUGGCUUAAUUUGUGUUGCCUCUUUCCCAAGGCACAAACCCACUCGGCUUUGCUUCAAAACCUCAGCCACAGCAGAAUGUUUAAAAAACUCACCAAAUUCAUCGUAAAGCAAAUGGAUCCAUGCAAUGAAUUGGUCCCUGUGGAGAGCAUUGCAUACAAUGAGCACUUCAGGCCUCUCUAUCUACUGAAAAAAAAGAGAAAACCAAAAACCAUGUUCCACCCAACUCCCUACUACCAGCAGACAGGGUUCACACUGGAUGAUGUGCUGCUGCCUGGAGAAGAUGGGAAAAGCACAGAGCCUCUCCAUGAAGAUUCCAGCCAAUUUACACUCACAAAAACCAGCGCUGACCAAGCUGAUGGAGGUCUCAGCAUUUCAUUUGACCCUGCAAGUGUAGAUCUGCAAGGAGGUGCCUCCUUGUCCAAAGAGUUUUCCAUUACACCACAGAAGAAGAGGGUAUCACUGCAAUCACUGGAGGCACUGAGAAGAGAAAGAGAAAUAAACAUGGAUCAUUCCUUCAUCCAACAACUACAGAGAACAGACAUCGAUCUAUACGUGGUCACUGAAAUCCUUGAAGCCUCAGAGGAGACUGUCUACAAGGAAUCCAACAAGAUAGAUGGGGGCUUGAAGGCCAGAUUUUAUGCUACACUCUGUGCAAAGGUUUGGCUUCUCCCUCCUUCCUUCCCUAACACCUGCACCCUCGUGUUCUCACCGGUCCUUUUCUUUAUCCAGGGCACCAGGGAGAACAAACAAACCAUAGUCAUACCCAAGGGCUGCACCCUGGCCUUCAGGACCAUCCCACUACACAUUAGAGAUGGAGCAUGGGAUCUGGAUUAUAUUGGAGCAGGAACUGUGAGACUGCAAGGUGCUAUAGUUGCACAAUCUCAAGGUUCUGUAGCUGUGAGAAGGCAAAGCUAUGUAGCUGAUGGCCCCUCACAAGGAAAAUUAGGAAAAGUGGUGAGAGAAGUUAAAUACUCCUGCAGAAUUUUCCCCAUACUGUCUCCUGACCACCUGCUCAUUGUCUUCAACACCAUCAAAGCUGUGAUGAGAGACAAAAAACUCUUCCAAGAACUCAGCCAGAAAAUGGAAGAUAUUCCUGAGCAAAAUGAUGGUUAUGAGCUGAAAACUGAGAGCCCAGACUUAAAAGACCUGUUCAGCACCUUCCAGCAUUCUCCAGGACAUUGUCUCCUGCUGGCAGAAGGAAUCACCUACAUCCUUGAUGCUUUGCAUGAGUUAAUGGACGAUCAGCUGCUGCUGCUGCUGGAAUCCUUGGAAAGGAAGAUUCUGUCCCAACAGCUGAACCUGGUUGCACACCUUCUGAAUCAUGACCUGGAGGAUAGGAUGUGUCAUUUCCAUGUGGAUGCCAGGUUGCUCUCCUUCCCACACAAGGAGGAGCAGAUUUUAACCAUGGAACUGGUGGAGCUGAGUGGAGUGCAGCUCCAGGAAGAUGGAUCAGCUGUCUCUAGGGAUGAACCCUUGGAAUCUGUGGCAGCCUUGUUUGUGGCCCUGUAUGCCCUCAGGCUCCUGAGCUGCUCCAAGUAGGAGACACUGGACCCUGUCCAGGGAAACCCUCUGUAAAGCAUCAGGAAAUUUCUGCUAACCAACCAGGUUUCUCUCCCAGUAUCCUUGUUAUUGCUGAAGGCUGCUUUGGCUGGGAAAAGCAAAUUUAAGGCUGAAAAUUGAUUAUUGAUGCUAUGAUAGGCUGGAUAUCAAAGUGAAUGUGUCUGUCCAUCUCCCCAAGAACACUGAGGCACAACAGGAAAAUCCACAAGCUCAAAGAAUCCCAGGCCUGCCACUGGUGCCUCAUGUAAUCCUGCUUCCCUCAAAAUGCUGCUGCUGCUUCUGCAAUCAAUAAAUGGAUAUGGAAUGGGAAAGGUAAUGGUAAAGGGAAUGGCAAGGCUAGGGGAAUGCAAAGGAAAAGGGGAAGUUCAGAGGAAACGAAAGCCAAAGGAAAACAUGAGCAGUGAUUCACUUACCC
Molecule: messenger RNA, 2205 nt
Organism: Cinclus cinclus
Lineage: Eukaryota; Metazoa; Chordata; Aves; Passeriformes; Cinclidae
Product: gasdermin-A-like
Exons: 8
Coding region: 306-1769 (487 amino acids)
Biological process (GO): pyroptotic inflammatory response; defense response to bacterium
Molecular function (GO): phosphatidylinositol-4,5-bisphosphate binding; phosphatidylserine binding; phosphatidylinositol-4-phosphate binding
Source: RefSeq, a predicted model, not a curated record